GAAAUGAAGUGUGUGGACGGCAGACGGCGCUAGCCAUAGACACCGGAAGCGGUUUGAGCUUUUCUCCUUGGUGUGAGCAGCUGGAGCCGGAAUGGGUCAAUGAGAAGCAUAAACACAGGACUUAUUAAUGACAGUAUUACAGGAUCAAAAUCUUUAAAGUCUCAAGUGAACGUAGGCAUUUAGCCUGGGUGUCCGAAACAUGAAGCGAGAUGUCAGGAUAUUGUUAUUGGGGGAACCCAAGGUGGGAAAGACAUCAUUGAUAAUGUCUCUGGUUGGGGAGGAGUUUCCUGAACAGGUUCCCCCGCGUGCUGAGGAAAUCACCAUCCCUGCCGACGUCACUCCCGAGAAGGUGCCCACACACAUUGUCGACUACUCAGAGAGUGAGCAGACCGAUGAGGUGCUGCAACAAGAAAUUGUCAAGGCCAACGUGGUGUGUGUGGUGUACGACGUCACUCAAGAGGAAAGCAUUGAUAAGAUCCGAACAAAAUGGAUCCCUUUAGUGAAUGGUGGCGCAGAGAAGGGAAGCAACAGGGUCCCGAUCAUCCUGGUGGGGAACAAGUCAGACCUUCGCUGUGGGAGCUCCAUGGAGUCCAUCCUGCCCAUAAUGAACCAGUUCUCAGAGAUCGAGACCUGUGUGGAGUGUUCGGCCAAGAACUUGAAAAACAUCUCCGAACUGUUCUACUAUGCUCAGAAAGCCGUGCUGCAUCCAACUGCCCCACUCUACGACCCUGAAGACAAACAGCUGAGGCCCAUGUGUGUUCGAGCCCUCAGUCGAAUCUUCACCAUCUCCGACCAAGACAAUGACAGGAUCCUCAGUGACAACGAACUCAACUGCUUUCAGAAAUUGUGUUUUGGGAACCCGCUGGCCCCGCAGGCUCUGGAGGACGUGAAAACGGUGGUGUGGAAGAACACUAGUGACGGAGUGCAGGACAACGGCCUGACACUUAAUGGCUUCCUGUUCCUCAACACGCUGUUCAUUCAGCGGGGCCGACACGAGACCACCUGGACCAUCCUGAGGAAAUUUGGCUACGAUGACACGUUGGAGCUGACAGAUGACUACCUCCACCCUCAGCUGCAUGUUCCAGUGGGCUGCUCCACAGAGCUCAAUCAUCUGGGCUUCCAGUUCCUUCAGAGGCUGUUUGAAAAGUACGACGAGGACAAAGAUUCAGCCCUCUCUCACGCCGAGCUGAAGAAUCUUUUCAGUGUCUUUCCCAACAUGCCCUUGGGUGCGGACGCGCACACGGCCGUGCCCGUCAACGAGGAAGGCUUCAUAACGCUGCAUGGAUACAUGUGUCAUUGGGCACUGACCACAUACCUGGACAUCCAUCGCUGCCUAGAGUUCUUGGCUUACUUGGGCUACCCUGUCAUUGCUGAGCAGGAGUCUCAGACUGCAGCAGUAACAGUGACACGGGAGAAAGCCACGGACCUAGAGAAGAGGCAGACCCAGCGCACUGUGUUUCUCUGUAAUGUGAUUGGACCUCACGGCGCGGGCAAGACUGCCUUCCUGCAGAACUUCCUGGGCCACACUUUAUCGGAACCACGUAGUCAUUCUGGUGCCUUGUCCUACUAUGCCAUAAACACUGUUCAAGUCAACAACCAGGAGAAGUUUCUGAUCCUCUACGAGGUGGACGUGGACACAGAGUUCCUCAAGGUCUCUGGUACAGCAUGCGAUGUGGCCUGUCUCAUGUAUGAUGUUAGUGAUCCCACGUCCUUCAGCUACUGUGCCAGCGCCUACAAGCAGCAUUAUAUGGACAGCAGCAUUCCCUGUGUGGUGGUGGCCUCCAAGGCAGACCUCCCUGAGCAGAGGCAACAGCACGGGAUCUCCCCUUCAGAGUUCUGCUACAAGCAUGGGCUGCCACCCCCCUUCACCUUCUCCUGUACCGGUUUCCACCCCUCCAGCACGUCGAUCUACUCCAAGCUGGCCUGGGCCGCCAUGUUCCCACACCUGAAUGGCGCAGACAUGAGCAGCACCUCCUUCUGGCUGAGAGUGACGCUUGGGGCCGCUGUGGUGACAGUCUUGGGCUUCAGUAUCUACAGAGCUCUCAUCAGACAGAAAUAGGCCAACAGAACCACCCACCUCCCUUUGCCCUGACAGACUGCCUGACACUCCAUCCACAGACUUGGCACAUAGGAAAGAGUGUGGCAUACAUAAGCAUCAUGAUUGAAUCCCUGUUCCUCAGAAACACUGUUAAGGCCUUAAGGCCAGGACCAGUCUGAUCUUAACUUCCACCUCAUGUUUCCUUACAUUUCCUUCCAAUAGGCUCAUUGACAGAUAUUUGCCACCCAUGACCUGACAGGUGUUAAUUUCUCCCAGGUCCGCCAAAGAUUCAGUACUGAUGAAGUGACGAUGAAACACAAGAAAGAAAUGUCAAAACUCAUCUCACCUCUGUAACAAUUUUAUGUUCUCUGUGAGCCCAGUAAUUCAAGGGAUAAAGAUCGGUUUUGGAUAUGAAAAGGGACUUUUAACAAAAUUCAAAAUAAACAAAAAAAAAAGUAAAUGGUUUGGGAGACAACUCAUCAGGUAUGUUGGUCUGAGCUGGUUGUCAGCUGACACCAAUAAUGUAAAAUGAAACCCGCCAUGCCCUUGGUAUGACAGCGAGAUAAACAUCAAAGCAGCCUCAGUGUAGGCUUCCAGAGCCAAAGGUGGUGAGUCAUGCAUCAUUCACAAGCCAAAGAGGAGCCUGACAUCCAACAGUUACCAUGGAGAACAUGUGACCAGUGCAGUCACAGGAAACUGACCAAUAGACAGCCCCUCAUGGUGGCUGGGCUCUGACACCUGCUCCUGAAGCAUCCUCUAAAUUUUGUGUUAAGAAGAGGACCAUUCUAUUGAGAUGUGUGUCCACGCAGCUAUGGAUAUCAAUCUACCGAUCUUUGAAUUUGCCAAAAUAGGACCAGCAUUAAUCUAUAAUUCUAUCCCUUAAAUCUGGUCCAGGUUUGUUCAAUUAAUAACUGAAUGAUAAUAGAAAUCUAGUAAUUAUUUUCAGAGAGAGUGGCCGGUGUUUGGGCAUAUAUGCUGCUAUUAGUUUUUGUCCUCUUUCCGACUGUAAGGCAGGACCACAGGGCACUCACGAUGAGGAAUGAACAAACCGCAUAAUGCUUCAAAGUAUCCCGGGCUGUAUGUGCAAUUAAUAAUCAACAAAGUUACAGCCUCUUGAUAAUAAAUUGAACGCUCUUACAGAGUACCUUAUAAAAGAAAGAGUAGGUGGCCUUGCGAUGUUGAUGUGGUUUUAACCUCUAAAGCUUAAAUGCAUUGACUAAAGCUAAAGCAAGCAUGUUUUUAGAUGUACGGCAACACCUUAUACGCAACAGCAUGCAAUAACUUUGAAAAUGGUAUGAAUUUGGCCUUUCGCAGUAUGUGUGUGUUCAAUAAGAAUGGAGAUACUGUAUUAGCACUUGAAUUGUGGGCUUUAAAUCUCCACCAGGGUAUUGAAGCCGUGUCUUUUUUUUUUAGUAGGACUAGGCUAAUUGCCAAAUUGAUUGGUAUUGCAACACUACUGGCAUUAAACAAUUCACAAAGAACCCUAUGUUCUACAGAGGAUAGAUAUACUGAACAUCUUAUCCUUUUGCCAUUUAAACUGGUUUGUUUGCGGAUUUAAAUUCAUACAUUUUAAUUAAAUACAUUUGCCAAUAUUUUCCCCACAGAUAUUUUUAGAAAGGCUUUUCCCUUUUUGCAUCUGAUGCACUUGGUAUAGGACAUUAAUUCUAGACAAACAUUAAGUCUUGCCCAUCAUUUUGGAAUCACGCUACAUGGUUUUCGAGACAUAUGAAGGAGGUGUGCUCAGAUAUUAGCCAAAUUUUCAUAAAAAUAUUUUAAAUAAACUAAUGCGUUUUCAGAACUGGA
Molecule: messenger RNA, 3841 nt
Organism: Conger conger (European conger)
Lineage: Eukaryota; Metazoa; Chordata; Actinopteri; Anguilliformes; Congridae
Gene: rhot2
Product: ras homolog family member T2
Exons: 19
Coding region: 200-2059 (619 amino acids)
Biological process (GO): mitochondrion organization; mitochondrion transport along microtubule; small GTPase-mediated signal transduction
Cellular component (GO): mitochondrial outer membrane
Molecular function (GO): GTPase activity; calcium ion binding; GTP binding
Source: RefSeq, a predicted model, not a curated record